AAGGACUGCACGAUACCAAGUCCUAAGCCAGUUCCUCCUCGACCAAGCACUACAGGAAAAUCGCAUUUUGGUGGCGGUGCGUUCAAGGCGGAUGGUAAAAUCGUCGUUGAUCUAGAAUCAUAAAUGAAGAAUCAGUAAUUGGCUUUAUGAAGACAUAUAAUGAAUGACGAAGUAGCGGUGGUUGGUUAGAAGAUUUGACCAUAGUGGUUUCUCGCUUCACAAGGAGAGCGUAUACAGCAAGUCGAGGGAAGGAAUCUGUUCAUCAGCAAUAACCAAAAGCUCAUGAUUUCAGCUUAUCCAAUUUAGGGUUUCAAUCGUUCACCUAGUCUGAGACGUAUCGAAACCCCAAAUUCGGACCAGGAAGUUAAGCUUGUGACGAAGGAAGAUGAUAAAUCGCUGAGAAUGAGUAAGGAAGAGGUUGCAGCCGUCAAAAUGGACAAAGCUGAUCAGUCUCAUAAACCGGCCAUCAUGCGGAAGGAAAGAGUUAGCAAGAGGCAACAUCAAAACAGCAUUCAGAGGCAGCAGCAACAGCCUAACCCAGAGAAAAAUGUUUUAUCCACUUUCGUGCCUCUUCCAUUGUCUGUUCCCAGUUGGCCUGGCGGGCUUCCUCCCAUGGGAUAUAUGACAUCUCUGCAAGGAGUAGUAUCCAUGGAUGGGACUAAAGUGACUUCUGCAGCUAUACCGAGAUUGAGACAGAUAGCUCAUCAACUUAUGGAGAGGGAUUCAGACAGGGCAACAAGGCAGUGCUCAAGCAUUUGAUGAGGCAAUUUCCGAGCUUGACACAUUGGGUGAAGAGUCAUACAAGGACAGUACAUUGAUCAUGCAACUUCUGUGAGACAAUCUGACUUUGUGGACAUCUGACAUCGCGGUCUCUCUCUCUCUCUCUCUUUCUCUCUCUCUCUCUUUCUCUCUCACACACAUACGUAUUGUGUAUUUAUAUACUAUAUUUCUUGAUUUGUGUUAUAACUGUAGACUUUGAGAGUAGAUCAUUGGGUGUACGUGUAGUCCUUUAUUUUCUGUUGUCUAUUCUUGAUGGCUGAACAAAAUUAAAUUAUUGAGAAACAAGCAGUUUAUAAGCUGAACACUAACACCAUAAACUUUUUUUCUUCUGUGAGAGCAAAGCUUGUUCCACAGAAGAUAGUUUCAAACAAAUUUGAACUUGUUUAGUUGGACAGUUUUGUGGUUGUCGAAGUACUUAGUACCCUUGUUCCGAGCAUUAUUUUUGUCUCAAGUUUUGUAGUUGAGGUUUUCUUUGACUUUUUAUUUACAAAUA
Molecule: messenger RNA, 1273 nt
Organism: Gastrolobium bilobum
Lineage: Eukaryota; Viridiplantae; Streptophyta; Magnoliopsida; Fabales; Fabaceae
Product: protein TIME FOR COFFEE-like
Exons: 8
Coding region: 403-759 (118 amino acids)
Biological process (GO): regulation of circadian rhythm
Cellular component (GO): nucleus
Source: RefSeq, a predicted model, not a curated record